UCGAUACUGUAAAUAAUAAUCUUUCAUCAUCAUCAUCAUCAUCAAAUUAUUUAAUGUCGAUAACAAUACAAUGCUAUCUAACCAUAAUGGCAUUGAUCUUUAUUACAUCAUCAUCAUUCAUCACCAUUGUCGAUGCACGUCGUUCAGUAGUGAAUGCAACCAAUUUUUCCAUAAGUCCUCCCAAUCGAGCUCGUAUACAAUAUAAAACAACAUAUGCCUGUGAACAUCGUGAAUUACAGCUAAAUUGUGAACCAAAUGAAUCAAUACAUUUGGUACGUGCCAAUUAUGGCCGUUUUAGUCUUAGUAUAUGUAAUGAAGGUGGACGUUUAGAUUUAAGCGUCAUGUGUAUGUCUUAUCGUUCAUUUCUAAUCAUGUCCGACAGAUGUAGCAACAAAUCAAGCUGUAGUGUCAUCGUUUCAAGUAAAUUAUUUGAUGAUCCAUGCCCAGGAACGGCCAAAUAUCUUGAAGUUCAAUAUCAUUGUGUUCAAGGCUCAUCCUCUUCAAUCAUGUCAUCACAAUCUUCCUCAUCAUCAUCAUCAUCAUCAUCAUCAUCACAGUCACAGUCGACAUCAUUAUUAUUACAGACAACCACUCGUAGACCACCAAUUGAGACUUCCUUAGUGAACAAUACAAUUCCGGUUAUUCUGAAUAAUAAUAAUAGUCCAAUAGAUACAGUGUUUGUACCUCCACCACCACCACCACUACAAUCAUCAUCAUCAUCACCACCACCUACAACCGAUUCAUCGUAUAUGACACAUGCUGAAGAUCAGCCCAUUUUAACAUCAUCAGAUUCAUCUGAUCGAUUUAAUUUACGAUGGAAUAAAACUAAUAUAGCCACUAUGGUUGAACAUUUUGAUAAUACAUUGCCUUUAACAAUAUCACCAUUGUUGCCCUUUAAUACGGCCGAUAAUAAUAAUCUUGAUAUACCGAUCGAUCAAUCAUCACCAUCAUCGUCAUCGAAUAUAUUUGUUCGUACACAAGAUAAUUCAUUAAAUUCAAUAUAUGGUUCUAUUGAUAAUGGCAAUAAUGUUAAUAUCUCACCGGAAGAUUAUUGUCCAAGUUCAUUUGUACGUAGUCUUUUUUGGAAUUCGAUUCGAAAAAAUGAAAUGACAAGUCAAAAAUGUCCAGGAGGUGCUACCGGUUUUGUUAAAUGGCGUUGUAUUUAUAAUCAUGAUCUAGACAUUGUUGAAUGGUAUCCACCAAGACCGGAUUUUAGUGAAUGUCGUUCAUUAUGGUUAGAUAAUCUUGAUGAACGUUUAAAUAAUCGAGAAUCGGUCAUUAAGAUUGCCAAUGAAUUGGCAUUGAUGACAUUGACUAAGCCUUUAUAUUCAGAAGAUUUAGUUAAAAUUGCCAAUAUUAUACAACAAUUUUUAGAACACACUAUAACCAGUAUACAAAGCUUACAAACGGUUGAAGUUUGGCAUAGACAUCAAGUUCUUAAAGAAUUAUUAACAUUUAUUGUUGAAAUUGUAAGCAAUUUACUUGGUAAUGGCCAAGAUGAUGCAUGGCUUGAUUUGAAUAUUAUUAAUCGUAAAGAAGUUGCAUCAGCAUUGAUCAGAUCAUUGGAAAAAAGUGCCUUAUUAUUAGCUGAUAAUACUAAUCAUGAUGGUUCUACUGCCAUUGCUCGUCCUAAUGUUUUGGUCUCUGUACAUGUUCUUGAUACUGGUAUGCCUAUAAGUUUACAAUUUCCCACUUAUGAAGAUAUAACCGGAACAAAUGAUUGGACACGAAUGGAAGAUUCUAUAUUUUUACCUGCACAAUCUUUAGUUGAUCAUUCACAAGGAGGCCUUGCUAAAGUAUCAUUUUUUGCCUAUUAUCGUAUUGAAGAUUUAUUGAAACCAUCACCACAGACUGAUUUUGAACGUUAUAAUAUUAUUCAUAUGGCAAAUCGAUUACCAAUGAAUACAAGUCAUCAGAAUUUAAUGCUUAUAAAUUCACAUGUAAUCGGUGCCACACUAUCACAUGAUGGUACAAUUGAUGAUCAUCCAACACCAUUAUCACAACCAGUGACCAUAAUAUUACGUCAUAUACAGGUGGAAAAUAUAUCAAAUCCACAAUGUGUUUAUUGGAAUAUGAAACAUCAAAAUUGGCUAACCGAUGGUUGUUGGGUUGAAUCAACAAACAGUACACAUACUAUUUGUAUGUGUAAUCAUCUUACACAUUUUGCUGUUUUAAGUGAAAUCAAAACUAUGGCCGACAAUCAAUUGGAUAAUCAAACAAUAAACAUUGGUCGAUCAUUAGUAAUGGGCAGCUGUUCAAUCAGUAUGAUUAUAUUGGCAUUAUUGACCAUAUUAUUAUUUUUAACACCGGUUGGCAAUAAAAUCACCGCUUCAAAUCAUCGUAAUCUUUAUCUUACAUUAUUCAUAUCGGAAUUCAUUUAUGUUUGUAUGAUGAAUACAAUGGAUAAUGGUACAAUGUUUACGGCUUGUUUGGCUAUGUUGCAUUAUUUUUUAUUAACAUCAUUUUUUUGGACAUUUUUUGCUGCAUUCGAUGUUUAUAUGCAAGUAAAUCUAAUUUAUGAACAUUUUAAAUCUUCAAAACGUCUUUGGUGGUAUUAUUCAUUUGCCUAUAUUGGACCAUUGGUCAUUGUGAUCGUUUGUUUUACACCAUUGCCAACAUAUUAUAGCCAAUUUUUAUUGUUAACAUCGGCCAACAAUUAUGUUCAUCUUUCAUUUAUUGGUCCAUUCAUUGGUCUUGUAUUGGCUAGUUUAAUUUUUAUUUUGUUUGCCUUUGUCAUCAUAAGAAAUCAUACGAUAUCGGCAACAACUAUUAAAUGUUUUGAUGAUAUACGUCUUGGUUGUUCAAAAAGUUCGAUCAAUUGGAUUCUAUUAUUGACAUUGUUUCAAUCAAUAAAUUGGCCAUUAGCUUUUGCCAAUAUGUUUACACAGCAACAGCAACAACAACAACAACAGCAUUCACAAAUAAUUGCCAUCAUAUUUGCUUCGUUCAAUUUAUUAUUUGCAUUAUUUGUGGGCUUGUAUUGUGUACUUAAGACAGAAAAUAUUCAACAUUCACUAAUAUUUCGUUAUCUACCAUUUUCAUUUGGUGGUAAUAAUCACCAUCAUCAUCAUCAUCAUCAUAACCAUCAUCAUAAUCAUCGAUCUCAAAUAUCAAGUAAUAAUAUGACAAAACAAUCGACCACUUCGGACGUUUAUUCUACACGGCCAGUUGUCACACAAAUCACUUCUACACAAGUGAAUGGCAUUAAUGUACAUACACCGAUCGGUGCUGGUGGUAUUGGUAUUGGUGGCCAUUCACCUUCAUCACCAAAUGCAAUUAGUCCAGUAUCAUCAAUGUCCAUGUCUCAAUGUAUUGGUCCAAUGCAGCAACCAUUGCCCAUUUCACAUACCACACAAUGGAACUUUCAAACUGUUCAUCAUCAUCAACAACAACAACAACAGCAACAACAACAAGAUUUAAUGAACAACAACAAAAAUAUUUGCAAACAAGAUCACCAAUCUAUUUUGGGACAACAACAACAGCAACUACAGCAACAACAAGAAAUCAAUACCCUUUUGUAUAAUUAUAGUAAUAUUGAUAUGGAUCAAUCAAAAGUAUCUAAUCAAGAUAUUCAACAACAACAACAGGAACCAAUUAUUGAAUUUAAUACAAAAUUAAUUGAUAAUUUUUCAUUACGUAAAAUCAAAACCAAACCAAUGAUUGAUCAAUUUGGAACAUUACAUAAUUUGAAUGGAAAUCAUCAUCAUCAUCAUCAAUUUAUUCGUCGGCUAAAUCAACAGCAGAAUAAUCAUCAUACGCCAUCUAACGUUGAUGAUAAUAAAUACAUCAUACAAAUGAAUACAAAUAGACAUCAUCAUCAUUUAUCGAAUAAUAUUGAUCAUAUUUAUGAAAGUAUCGAUAGUGAUUCAUCGGCAGCUACUUUGAAUGAAUAUAAUCGUCGUUUACAGCAAUUGAAUUCACCAUCAUCGACGAUUAUUUAUGGCCAAAAAUCAUCAACAACAACAGUCAAUCAAGAUGAUGAUCUCAGUACAUCGUCUAUUUAUGAGGAUAGACCAUUAUUAUUUACAAAUAAUUCAAGACGAUUAUUUCAAUCACAACCACAACAACAUCAUUAUCAUUCGAAUGCAAAUAUUUAUGAUAAAACAAUGGCCGGUAAACAUAAUGAUGAUGAAAAAAUGAUGAUAAUCGAUAAUAAUAAUCAUCAUGAACAACAACAACAACAACAACAACAUGGCCAUUCGAAUAUUCUUUGGCAUCUGAGUAAAGAUUCACCAGUUUGUUUACCAGAUUUAAUACAGAAAUCAACAAAUCUACUUGUAUCAUAUUCGGCUGAAAAUAAAAUCCAUAAUAAAGUGAUAAUGAAUGCAAAUCAAAAUACAGCAACAACAACAACAACAACAACACUGUUCCAGAAACAGCAACCUAAUAAUAAUAACUAAUUCAAGAACGAAAUAAAUCGAUUCUGAUUCCUUUUUUUUCACAAUAAAUUGUAUUUGCCAAACAAAAAAAAAUCUCAUAAAAUGCUAGUCUUUCAACAACAA
Dermatophagoides farinae (American house dust mite) is the source of this 4502-nucleotide messenger RNA. Lineage: Eukaryota; Metazoa; Arthropoda; Arachnida; Sarcoptiformes; Pyroglyphidae. The record is from RefSeq and is a predicted model, not a curated record.